UUUAUUUUCACUUGUUUCCCAUCAUGUCACCUAUUUAGGGAUUCAAAAAGGAUGAUCAGACAGAUUUGAUGGAACAACCGGAUUGGUAUAGUAAUGCUCAAGCAUAUUGGACAAGUGUAGAACCAACGGUGGAUGGGAUGUUAGGUGGAUUUUCUCAAGUGGAUCCGAUUGACGUGGCUGGUUCAUUGGCUUUUAUUGAUGAAUAUGUACAUGGUGUAAAAGGGGUCAACAAUACUAUCAAAAAGGAACCAUCGUUACGUACUCAUUAUGCGUGUGAUUGUGGUGCAGGUAUUGGACGUGUCACGAAACAUUUCUUGUUACGCGUUCCUUUCGAUACUGUAGAUCUUGUGGAACAAACGCCAAUCUUUGUCCAGCAAGCCAAGGAUAGUUAUUUAGCUGAUGAUAUUCAAGCUGGUCGAGUGGGUCAAGUACGAUGUCAAGGAUUACAGGAUUUUCAACCGGAUGAUAACAAGUAUGAUCUUAUCUGGUGUCAAUGGGUACUUGGACAUUUGACUGAUGAUGAUUUGAUCAACUUUUUCAAACGAUGUAUCAAAGGAUUAGCACCUGGAGGUUUGAUUGGUGUCAAAGAAAAUAAUUCUACACAAAACUAUGUUGUAGAUGAAGAAGAUAGCAGUGUUACUAGACCAAAUGAUGCAUUAAAGCGUAUAUUUACGGCAGCGGGUCUGACUGUGAUCAAGGAACAAGUACAACAAGGGUUACCGGCAGGAUUAUUUACCGUGAGGAUGUAUAUGUUGAAACCAUGUUCCUCCUCAGAUAGUACCUAGAAUAAGACCAUGAUAGUUUAGUAAUAUUGGUCUCCGUCAUAUCAUUUAUUUAUUAUUUAUCAUAUCAAUCAAUUAACCAAUCAAUAAAGACAAUCAUUAAGAAUCAUAAGAUAUUAUCAUUUUCUCUUGUUCAUAAUGAUGAAUAAUC
Messenger RNA from Halteromyces radiatus, 933 nucleotides. Its product is annotated as alpha-N-methyltransferase NTM1. Gene Ontology annotation, biological process: N-terminal protein amino acid methylation. NCBI's taxonomy places the organism in Eukaryota, Fungi, Mucoromycota, Mucoromycetes, Mucorales, Cunninghamellaceae. The record is from RefSeq and is a predicted model, not a curated record. The coding region runs from base 69 to 785 and encodes 238 amino acids. Gene Ontology annotation, cellular component: cytoplasm. Gene Ontology annotation, molecular function: N-terminal protein N-methyltransferase activity. The transcript is spliced from 5 exons.